CUACCGAGCAAACCCGAGGAGCAGUCCCCGGUGGAGUCGCGAACGUCCAAAGACUACGAGGAUUACGGCGAGGCGGCUGCUGAUGCCGAUGACCAAACGCAGCUAGCACCGCGUGACGCCGAGAACUCCGAGAGUCGCUGGGCGGAUCAAAAGAGCCACCAUGAGGACGAGGAGCACGCCGAGGUCCAUUACCACAAACAUACCCACAUGCACAAGCACCAGCACAAGCAGGAACAUCACCACAAACACAAGCAGGAGCACAAGCACGCACACGACCACCACAACCAGCACAAGCACGACCAUCACCAGGACCACAAGCACGAUCAUCAUCAUGGACACAAGCAUGCCCACAGCCACCAUCAGGACCACAAGCAUGACCAUCAUCAUGAUCACAAGCAUGGUCACAAGCACGGGCAUAAGCAUCACCAGGAGCACAAGGAGGACCAUCACGAGGACCAUAAGCAUGAUCAUCAUCAUGGGCACAAACACGAGCAUGGCCACGACCAUCAUCAGGCCCACAAACACGACCACCAUCAUGGACACAAACACGAACACCACAACGACCACAAACACGACCAUCAUCAUGGCCACAAGCACGACCAUCAUCACGGACACAAGCAUGGUCAUCAUCAUGGACACAAACAUGAGAACAAGCAUGACCAUCAUCAUGGACACAAGCAUGAGCACAAACAUGGUCACAAACAUGUGCAUUCCAAACAUGGCUAAAUGUCGUUACCCAUUCAUUUGGUGGUAACUGUUGUUAAUUGAUUUUAUUGUUGAAUUUGAAUGGUCACUUGUUAUUUGUUGAUGAUCUUAAUAAAUUUUAUCCAAAAA
This is a messenger RNA of Dalotia coriaria, 834 nucleotides long. RefSeq names its product histidine-rich glycoprotein-like. NCBI's taxonomy places the organism in Eukaryota, Metazoa, Arthropoda, Insecta, Coleoptera, Staphylinidae. The record is from RefSeq and is a predicted model, not a curated record. The annotation marks the transcript as partial. The transcript has a single exon.